Messenger RNA from Colletotrichum chrysophilum, 621 nucleotides. RefSeq lists its product as uncharacterized. The coding region runs from base 1 to 621 and encodes 206 amino acids. The record is from RefSeq and is a predicted model, not a curated record. NCBI's taxonomy places the organism in Eukaryota, Fungi, Ascomycota, Sordariomycetes, Glomerellales, Glomerellaceae. The transcript has 4 exons.
AUGGCAGACUUCUUUCCCAACGCCGAGAUUUUUGGGAACGAUUUGAGUGCGAUCCAGCCGGAAUGGGUGCCACCGAACGUGAGAUUCGAGGUUGAUGACCUCGAAGACACGUGGGUCGGCCACCAACCCUAUGAUUUCAUCUUCAGCCGAUACAUGGCCGCAUCGCUCGCCGACUGGCCAAAAUAUGUGAGAAACAUCUACGACAACAUCAAGCCCGGCGGCUGGGCCGAGUUCCAGGACUACAACCUGAUGCUAGACUGCGACGACGGCACGCUGGAGGGGACGGAGGUCUGGCGCUGGAACGACCUGAUGAUGGACACCUGCAAGAUGCUCAACCGCGAGGCGGCCCCGGGCCCGAAGCUGGAGGACUGGGUCAGGACGACCGGGUUCCGCAACGUGCGCCGCCAGGACUUCAAAGUGCCGCUCGGUCGGUGGCCGAGAGAUCCGCACUUGAGGGAUGUGGGCAUGUGUAAUCUGGUGCAGACGCUGGAUGGGCUUGAGGGGUUUACGAUGAAGCUCUUCUGCGGCGUUCGUGGGUGGAAACCGGAGGAGGUGCUGGUGUUUCUUGCUGGGGUUCGCAAAGAGCUCAAAGCUGGGAACAUUCACAGUUAUCUGAAUUAG